AUGGGUGUGUUGAUGGAGAGUGAGAGAAAACAGGUAGGGAUACAUAAAAGAGAGUAGAGAGUAGGGUAGAACCGCGAAGUGAGAACAAGGGUAAAUUAAAGCAAGCGGGGGGGGGGUUGGGGGGGAGAGAAAGAGAAGGGGAUGUGAAAUACUACCGUACUUUACUUUGCUCUUUUACCGUAUUUUGUUUGAUGAAGCUGCUCUGCUUCAUCCUACACUACUUUCAUCAAAAAAAGCCACUUUACUAUAAUAUUAUACAAAAUAAUUUCAGAUGUCUCUAACCAACUUUUCUCAGCUAGCCACUUAUUUCUCAAGCCACUUUCAUCAGCUAUACCAAAACCAUCCUUGGCUGACAAUUCUCGGUUCAACCAUAAUUUCAUACAACUUAUAUUCAUGGUUGUUGGAAAAGCUGCGUUUGCCAAAUUUGGAAAAAAGAGCUGUUUUCAUCACUGGUUGUGACUAUGGAAUGGGGAAGCGAGCAGCUACUGAACUGGCUAAACUUGGAAUACCUGUUUUCGCUGGUUGCUUGAGUCAGGAGGUAUAGUAGGGUAGGGUGGUGUAAGAGAAUUUUUUUUAAUUUCGAAAAAAAUUUUUUAAUUUUUAAAAUUUAGUCGAUGACUCAACUAGAAGAAGAAACAAAACAUCUAAAAACUCCAGUAACUGCAGUAAAAUGUGACAUUACCAGUGAUGAAGACGUUAAAAAUGCCGUACAAUUUGUGAAAAGUCGACUGAUAAACGGUGUUCGUAAGUUUUAAUAUUUCAAAAUUUAAAAUUUAUUUUUAGAGCUAUGGGCAGUACUGAACAAUGCUGGAGUGUUCAGCACGUUUGGGCCUUCAGAAUGGUGUAAUAUUGACGUUUACAAAAAGGCAAUGGAACUGAACUUUUAUGGAGCUGUUAGGGUUUCUAAUGUAUGUCAAUUUUAGUCUAGCCUAAAGCCCAAAGCCCAGAGACCAAAGCCCAUAGCCCAGAGCCCGAAGCCCGAAACCCGAAGCCCGAAGCCCGAAGCCCUAGCCUGAAGCUCUAGCCUGAAGCCCUAGCCCGAAACCCAAGCCUUAGCCUAAAGCCUUAGCUUGAAGCCCGAUGGCCGUAGCCCUGGCCCUUGUCCUAGCCCAGCGUCUUAGCUCAGAGCCUUAGCCCAGAACCUUAGCCUAAAAAAGUUGUCUUACCCUACUCUGCUCUACUCUUUUCUACACUUAAAGCCUACUAUAACAUAAGCUUAUAUCAAUAUCUCCUACCUUCAGGCCUUUCUCCCCCUACUUCGUGAAUCUUGUGGCAGAAUCGGAGUGACAACAUCAGUAGCAGCCAGAAUUGGAAUCUUUGGUGGAACACCCUACUCCUCAGCCAAAGUUGCACUAAACCAUUGGGCUGAAGCUACACAUGUUGAAAACACUCUCUUCGGCAUAUAUCUUGGCAUCAUUGAACCUGGCAUCUUUAAAACUCUACUGUUGGACCGUGAAGCCAAAAGAAAGAGGGUGGAUUCAGUAUGGGAGACUCUUGAUGAGGAUAUCAAGAGUGUGUAUGGAGAGGAAUUCAAAGAGGAUUGUAAGUAUUAUACCCUGCCUGUGCCUUUCCUGUGCCUUGCCUGUGCCUUGCCUGUGCCUUGCCUGUGCCUUGCCUGUGCCUUGCCUGUGCCUUGCCUGUGCCUUGCCUGUGCCUUGCCUGUGCCUUGCCUGUGCCUUGCCUGUGCCUUGCCUGUGCCUUGCCUGUUCCUUGCCUGUGCCUUGCCUGUGCCUUGCCUGUGCCUUGCCUGUUCCUUGCCUGUGCCUUGCCUGUGCCUUGCUUUAAUCUAGUCUAGAUUACUAUAACAUGUCAUUUUCAGUCAUAGAAUCCUGGAACCGAGUGAUGCACGACCAAGGAAGUGAAGAUAUCUCACCAGUAAUUUGGUCGUACAUUCAUUUUGUGACUGCCAAAUACCCUAGAUUCCGUUACCAAGCCGGCUUCAAUUCGAAAUGGCUUUGGGGUAAACUGUCACUACUGCCAUCCAACUGGUUCCAUCACUUGGUACCAUUUAUUGGUGAUAAAGGUGUUGCACCUGCUUAUGUUAUGAAUGGUGAAAAUGGAAAGAAAGGAUUGUAG
Messenger RNA from Bursaphelenchus okinawaensis, 2076 nucleotides. The record is from the annotation of a GenBank genome assembly. Lineage: Eukaryota; Metazoa; Nematoda; Chromadorea; Rhabditida; Aphelenchoididae.